AGGAAUUUCAGAUUGCUGGAAGAGCUUGAGAGAGGUGAAAAAGGAAUUGGGGAUGGAACUGUUAGUUACGGAAUGGAUGAUGCUGAUGAUAUAUUUAUGCAGUCAUGGACUGGAACUAUUAUUGGUCCCCCUAACACUGUGCACGAAGGGAGAAUCUACCAGUUGAAACUGUUCUGUGGAAAGGAUUACCCAGAUAAUCCACCAACAGUAAGGUUCCAAACGCGGAUAAACAUGACCUGUGUUAAUCAGGAAACUGGGAUGGUUGAACCAAGUCUAUUCCCCAUGCUUGCUAAUUGGCAAAGGGAAUACACAAUGGAGGACAUAUUGACACAAUUGAAGAAAGAGAUGAUGUCCCCACAAAACCGAAAGCUAGCUCAACCACCUGAAGGUAAUGAUGAGGGAAGGAUUGACCAAAAAGGGCUGGUGCUGAAAUGCAGUAUUAUGUAAGGUGCUGAGUGGCUUAUGCUGAUACUGUAUAUAAAUAUAUAACUGGAUAAAACCAGUUCACGAGCAAUUUAUGUGCCAAAAUGUCUUUAAAAUGUAAUUAAGGACAAUUUGCAUCCGGGUCCUUGAGCUGCUUGAGACAUGUCAUUCUCUAAAUCUCGACUACGUUGUUCAUCAAAAUUUAGUUGUUUAUUAAUGCUUGUAUCAGGAACCUUGAUUUGCCAAAUUUGAGACAUGUUCUAGAUGUUUAAUGGAAUGCUCUCUCUCUAUGUUGUAAGAUCAUAAGGCGAGAUCAGUUUCCGCAGAAUUUGGCGAUGACUCACAUUGAGGAAUCUGAAUAGGUAUGCUUGA
Morus notabilis is the source of this 795-nucleotide messenger RNA. RefSeq names its product ubiquitin-conjugating enzyme E2 variant 1A. Lineage: Eukaryota; Viridiplantae; Streptophyta; Magnoliopsida; Rosales; Moraceae. Gene Ontology annotation, cellular component: nucleus. Bases 73 to 447 code for a protein of 124 amino acids. The transcript has 4 exons. The record is from RefSeq and is a predicted model, not a curated record. Gene Ontology annotation, biological process: DNA damage tolerance; protein K63-linked ubiquitination.